Cuscuta europaea is the source of this 623-nucleotide messenger RNA. The record is from the annotation of a GenBank genome assembly. NCBI's taxonomy places the organism in Eukaryota, Viridiplantae, Streptophyta, Magnoliopsida, Solanales, Convolvulaceae.
UUCCAACCAACCCGGUGACAUUGCGAAGGGAAAAAAAGGCUUCAACGUGAGUGGAAAGAAAUCAAAGGAUGAUGGCAAAGGGAAGGAAAUUUGGGUUGAAAAGAAAAAGAAUGAUGUGCAAGAGAAUGGGGAGUGGGUGGAGGCCAAGAAGAAAAAGAAAUGGGUCUCUAAACCCAAAGCAAAUGUGCGCAACUUGAUCACGCCAAAGGUUCCCACUCCUAAGGCGCCUACAACUAAUGCCGCUGCCUCAACUUCUACACCUAAGGCCACGACCCCUGCUGCCCAGGCCCCAAAACAGGCUGCCCAGGCCCCAAAACAGGCUGCCCAGGCCCCAAAACAGGCUGCCAGUGCCCAAAAACAAACUGCCGAGGCAGUAAAAGUUGCACCGAAGCUCACCGUUCCUAAACAAACUGCCGAGACUUCACAGGCAUCUUCCGGGAGCAAAUCAAGUGAAAAGACUAUCAAUUUUCCGAAGAGUGGGAACAUUAGCUUUGAUGAAUUGGGGGGUGAGAUCAUUCGCAAUGUAUAUGAUAUCCAAGAGGGAGAUGUGGUCACUAGAAUCGUUUAUGAUGAUAACAAAAAGAAGACCAUAUAUGUAAUGCAAAAGAAGGACAUCCCAUCGC